Molecule: messenger RNA, 1929 nt
Organism: Beauveria bassiana ARSEF 2860
Lineage: Eukaryota; Fungi; Ascomycota; Sordariomycetes; Hypocreales; Cordycipitaceae
Product: ku70 protein
Exons: 3
Coding region: 1-1929 (642 amino acids)
Biological process (GO): cellular response to X-ray; cellular response to gamma radiation; double-strand break repair via nonhomologous end joining
Cellular component (GO): Ku70:Ku80 complex; nucleus
Molecular function (GO): double-stranded DNA binding; telomeric repeat DNA binding; damaged DNA binding
Source: RefSeq, a predicted model, not a curated record
AUGGCAGACAGCAAAGACUGGAGAGGGGUUGAGGAAGACGAGGGUGACCAGGAGAUUGACGAAACUUCAUACAAAGCGCAAAAAGAUGCCGUAUUACUAGCGAUUGAGGUCAGCGAGUCGAUGCUCAAGGCACCACCACCUUCAGACUCCAAGAAAGCAGACCGGGAUAGCCCCGUUCAAGCUGCUUUGAAGUGUGCGUACCACUUCAUGGAGCAGCGCAUUAUAUCCAAUCCCAAGGACAUGAUUGGUAUACUGCUGUUCGGUACCGAAAAGACAAGGUUUCAGCUUGAUGAGAAUGGCAGAAGUGGCCUGGGAUACCCUCAUUGCUAUCUGUUUACCGACCUGGACGUGCCAUCGGCAGACGAUGUCAAGGCAUUGAAGUCUCUUGUCGAAGACGAAGAGGAUGAAGACGGAAUUAUAAAGCCAACUUCAGAAACGGUAUCCAUGUCGAAUGUCUUAUUCUGCGCCAACCAAAUUUUCACAACGCGGGCUGCUAACUUUGGGAGUCGGCGCCUGUUUCUUGUCACUGACAAUGAUAACCCCCACUCUACAGACAAAGCCGCCAGAUCAGCCGCCGCUGUGCGCGCCAAAGACUUGUAUGAUUUGGGCGUGUCGAUAGAUCUCUUCCCCAUUUCGCAUCAAGACUCCAAAUUUGAUUUGGCCAAGUUUUACGAUGAUAUUCUAUAUCGGGAUCCUCUGGCCGAAGCAAAUUCUCAAGAAGUCGCAGUCUCAAAAUCUGGGGAUGGGCUCAACCUGCUUACUUCCCUCAUUUCAAACAUCAACUCAAAACAAACUCCGAAGCGGUCGCUAUUCUCUAAUCUUCCAUUCGAGAUUGCACCUGGUUUGCGAAUAUCUGUCAAGGGUUACAACAUCAUUCACAGACAAGCCCCGGCGAGGACCUGCUACAUUUGGUUGGACGGUGAAAAGCCGCAGCUAGCAGUGGGUGAAACAACCCGAAUCGCGGAAGAUAGUACGCGAACCGUCGAGAAGGGCGAGAUGAAGAAGGCAUAUAAAUUCGGUGGAGAGUAUGUAUACUUUUCACCCGAGGAACAAAAGAGUCUCAAGGACUUUGGCAGUCCUAUCAUCAGGAUCAUUGGCUUCAAGUCUCGCCGCUCGAUUCCAAUCUGGAGCAGCGUCAAGAAAUCAAGUUUCAUUUAUCCGAGCGAAGAGGAUUACGUCGGCUCUACGCGCGUUUUCACAGCGCUAUGGGGGAAGCUACUGAAAAGUGACAAGGUGGCUCUCGCGUGGUGCAUUGUGCGAACUAAUGCGAAUCCAAUGCUGGCCGCCAUUAUGCCCUCCAAACCACAAUCUGACGAAGACUCGGGAACACCAUAUCUACCUGCUGGACUCUGGCUAUAUCCUCUUCCCUUUGCAGAUGAUCUCAGAGACAUUAAACCUCCCGGCAAAAUGGCGCAGGCCUCGGAUGAUCUCAAAACUCAAAUGCGUACCAUUAUCCAGCAGCUGCAGCUGCCCAAGGCAAUGUACAACCCGACCAAGUACCCCAACCCAUCGCUGCAGUGGCACUACAAGAUUCUUCAGGCUCUUGCUCUUGAAGAAGAAGUGCCCGAAUCGGCCGAAGACGCUACUCUGCCCAAGUUCAAGGCCAUUAGCAAACGCGCUGGCGGUUACCUUGAAGACUGGUCUGAGACUCUAUCCAGAGAGGCCAAGUCAACCACUGAAGCAAGAGCUGUCAAGAGAGAAAAUGACGACGAGCUGCCUGAGCGGCCGGCCAAGCGUGGAAAGACGGCUUCUGCUCAACCAGGCGGGUCGGAACUGACGUCCGCACAAGUGAAAGCUGCCGUAGGGGACGGAUCGAUCUCGAAAAUGACAGUUGCUCAACUCAAGGACGUUGCAGCAGAAAGAGGCCUCAGCACUAGUGGAAGGAAAGCUGAUAUAAUUGAAAGGAUAGAGCAAUGGGCAGAUAAUUGA